Molecule: messenger RNA, 774 nt
Organism: Metopolophium dirhodum (rose-grain aphid)
Lineage: Eukaryota; Metazoa; Arthropoda; Insecta; Hemiptera; Aphididae
Exons: 1
Coding region: 1-774 (257 amino acids)
Source: RefSeq, a predicted model, not a curated record
AUGCCGUUUGGUGAUGACGACGGAUACAGCACUAAGAUGUUGGGUCUGGCGUGGCAUCCCGACCAAGAUUAUUUUUAUUGCGCGUUAAGUCUCGAACCGUCGCCUGUCUUUACGAAGCGCGGUAUUUUAUCGCUUAUUGCUCGCAUUUUUGACCCGUUAGGUCUUUUUGGUCCCGUGGUGUUUCUCGCGAAAUCGAUCAUGCAGCGGACGUGGCGACACGGUGUCGCAUGGGACGACCCGCUGCCGGACGAUAUUCACGCAGACUGGGCCGCAUUUGUCUCCGAGUUACCGUCGUUAUUAGGUGUCCGUGUACCGCGACAUAUUAACGGCCGUCGAGGCGCUCCCUGUUAUUUGUUAGGAUUUUGCGAUGCGUCACAGGUCGGGUACGCGGCUGUCGUGUACGUGCGGAUGAUAAAUGUCGAAGUGGCUAAGUCUGUGUUUUUAAUUGGUACUAAGACCAAGCUAGCUCCGACGAAAGCGUUAACGGUCCCGAGACUAGAGUUGAAUGCUACAGUAUUGUUAGCCCGUUGGUUAGGUCGCAUUCAAAAAAUAUUAUCGCCGCAACUCGAUGUUGUCGGUUUACGGGCUUGGUCGGAUUCCACGAUCGUGCUGUCGUGGUUGACAGCCCCCCAUGAAUCAUUCAAAGUUUAUGUGUCCAAUCGAGUACACCAAAUUCGCUCUUUAUUGCCGGAUUGUUAUUGGCAACACAUCGUGUCGGCCGAUAAUCCCGCCGACUGCGCGUCGCGAGGCGUCAUGCCGGCAGCUUUAGCGUGA